AUGUCUGCCAACGGCGGCGUCUUGCCCUCUGGCGGCGACCAGAGCAACGGCAGCGGCGCAGACACCUUGGCCAAGAUACACGGCGCCCUCGAAGUUGUCCACAGUCCCUUCUCCGCCAACGACGCUCGCCGACAAGCGCAAUCCUUCUUAGAGGAUGUCAAAGACCUCCCGGAGGCACCUCUUCAGGGUUACAGGCUUGCAGCGGACAAGUCGCAAUCGCCCGUGGUCCGCCACUACGCCCUGUCUCUGCUUGAGCACGCAAUACGUUACAGGUGGUCUACAUACAGCGAGGAGCAAGCGACGGCGCUUCGCAACUGGGUUCUCGAGCUCAGCCAGGCGAUAUCGAGGGAGGACCCGACAUAUCUCCGGAACAAGACAGCCCAACUAUGGGUCGAAGUGGCCAAGCGGUGCUGGGGUGCCGGGUGGAUGGACAUGGAUGCCAUGCUCGUUCACCUGUGGCAGGUCCCAGACUCGGGCGUUCAUAAGGAGCUCGUCAUGUUCAUCCUCGAAACACUGUCCGACGAGGUCUUCGCCGGUGACGAUCCGGUAGUGGCGAUGAGGGAAGGCGUCCUUAGCAAGGCUUGCGUCGAGGUCUUCACGCCGACUGCCGUUUUGGUGGAGGCAUUCCCGAACCGACAGCCUGGUCCCGACGCUGCAUUGGAUGCCUUGCAUGCUCUCUACGGUCGGACAAACUUCACCGACGAGGAGUUCCAGCAGCUCGUGGCCCCCAUGUACACCCAUGCCUCGGUUGCCCUGUGCAGAGGCCUGUUCGAGUGGGCAACCGUCGAUGCCGAAGAUAUUGAUGAUGACAAGUACCAGAUCCUGAAGAAGCUUUCAGAGAUGCUGUCGUCGGUUGGCGAAUACUUUGAGCGCAAGUUUACGAAGCUGCCAUCCGACGCUGCGCAGUCUGACUUUCUGGCUCUGCUUGUGCUUGUCGUCCAGAGUCAGAGUCUCAUGGUUUCUAUUCCUAUUCUCGUGACCUGGACCAGGAUCCUGAGCCACAGGGUGCUGGGCCACAGUGAGCUGGUCACGCCACUGAUCGGGCCGCUCCUUGAAGUGUGCAGCUCAAGACUCGUACGCUACGAGAAUCUGCCGGAGGAUUCCACAGAUGCCACUUAUCUGUUUCUCAUGGAGGAUACCGACACAAUGCCAGAACGGCACGCGUUCUUGGGCAAUUAUCGCCGAUACAGCUGCCAGAUCGUCGAGCUCAUUGUACAGCUCCGGCUCGAAGAAGCCAUUUCCCACAUCCUUUCCAGCACAGAGUACUUCCUCCAGCACCUCUAUGACGGCCAGCCUGCCUUUAACAAGCAAACCUACUUCAAACAUUCCAUGCCUGCGCUUCGUGUCGACUCGCAAUUCACCCUGGUUGAGGCCGCGCUAAAGGGUUACGUCAAGUGGAAGAGAUCCCAUGCGAAGACUGAGGCCCAAAAGGCUGCUGAGGUGGAUGGCAUCUUGGCGUCCUGGUGUGACAAGCUCCUCCAGUUGAACUUUGACGAUCCUCUGAUUCGCAAGAGAAAGCUUCAGCUGCUCGUCUACUUCUCUACCACCGCCCUGAACAAAAAUACCGAUGUCAUGCUCAAGGUCCUCGAGCACAUCCUUGUGACUUGGCCCAAUCUGGAGCCCGACUUCAGAGCGUUCAACGACGCCGUCAAAGACCUUCAAGGGGAGAGCAUGAUAGAACUGCAACGUCUGGCAGCAGAGAUGCCUGAUCACCUACUUAAUGUAUACGACCAGAUCGAGGCCCGCGUGAACGAAAUGAUGUCUUCUGGCGCUUUAGACGAGAAGCGAUCUCUCGCGUACAAGAGCUUCCUCUUCCUCAUAAUACACCGCGCCAGUGGCAUUGAAACACAAACCAAGAUUCAAAAGCUCUCCGAGUUCGUUGAGCCGGUCAAGGCGCAGUGGCGAUCCGAGAAUGUCAGAGCGUCGCUCAACUCCUACUCCAGCUUUUGUGAGUUCCUCGGCCUGGACAGGGCCCAGAAGUACCUGGUCAGCCGUAAGGCACAUGAGAUCAAGGACUGGGGCUCCGCGGAGCUCGAUGCGGAAGGCCUGGCACUCCAGAAUGAACUGGAGGAGAGACUCAAGGCUCUGCCAUUGCGCCCGACGAAAUCAUUCCUGGCAUUUUCGGUAGAGAGGCUAGACAAGUCGUCUGCAGCAUUCCAGGCCUCGUACGCGCUGUGGCGAGAAGGCUACUCCAAUAUUCUUGCCGACCUGCUCGAGUAUCUGAGAUUUGCUCAUGCGACGCACAACCCGGACAACUGGCUGCAUCUUCCUGCCGAAAUGCGACCUGUCGUGCACAAGAUUUUGAGCGACCGGUUCUGGCAGGCGGGUAUAUCUGACGGCAGCAAAGAUGACUUCUACGCCCGCGUGAUAGACAAGAAGAACACUGUCGAGGGUCUUGCAUCAACCAUUCGCGGCUCAGUGCGGUUCGUCAGAGAGACGGCGUAUGCCAUCAUAUACUGUAUGAGCCGGUUGGACCUUCAGUUCUACGGAGUGGACGGACUAUCCGGGCCUCUGUCGAAUGCACUGUUUGCCGACUCCAUCUGGCUGUCCACCCAUCAGCAGACAAAUCUGUUGAACCUGGUCCGAUACCUGGUAGAUGAUUGUCCAGUGGACCAUCGAGAACAGUUCCUACCACAGCUGAUUUCAGCAUGCUUCCGCCAGAUGGACGCCAAGAUCAACGGCGAGUGGGAGAAGAUGGAGCAACAACAGCAGAGCACCAGUGUCGACGGAGAAGCCGGGUUGAAGGAAGAGAUGAAGACUGAGAGCAUCUUGCGCCAGGUCACGUACACGGCCGUGAUGAUGGUGGCGGACUUUCUCGACCCCACAAAGUCAAAUCCUGGCACGCUGGCGUCUCGCACCCAAAAUGACGGUGCUGGGGACGAAGCAACGGGUCGAUUUCCAUCUCUGCGGAGGUUCUGCCUCGCCCGUCAAGAAAUCGUCGAGCCGCUGCUCGUAUUCUGCACCCACGGUGUCCGCAUGAGAGACACUCGAUGUUGCGGUAUGAUCCUGCGACUCUUCAUCUCGCUGAUACCGGAGUUUCACAUCCCGCAGCAAGGGCAUGGGCAAGCACGCGUCGGUCAGGGCGCCCAAGAGCCGCGCAUCGCGGGACCACCUGCCAACCCGUCGCCUGUGCCGCCGGAGCUAGCAUCGGUGAUCCGCGAGUACAUUUGUUCGGACGUCUUGAAGGCUUGCGUUACGUCGUUUCACGAGCCGUACUUUGUGGAAGUACAGAAGGAGCUGGCGUCGUUGAUUGCCACCAUUGUCGUCUACUACGGCUCGUUGACGGCAACGCCUCGCAACGUGCUCUUGUCGCUGCCGAACAUCAACCCGGAGGAGCUGGACCGAUUGAGCGAGUACAUGACGAGACCGGGAUCACAUAUGCGACAACAACGGGCCAUUGUGAUGGAGCUACUCAAAGACCUCAAGGGAGUAAGCGUGUCCGAGAUGGGGAAGCUGGCCAAGAGCGCGGGAUUUGGCGGGACGUCGCGUGGCAAGCGGCACAACCGGAGCAAGAUGGCUCAGGGGUUCAUGAACGAAGGCCCGCCUGCGGAGUCGGGGGCGACGCGGGGGAGCGGGAUGGCUGGCGGGCGCAGAGCCACGCCAGAUGCACUCGAAGGGGUGUCAAACCUGUUCGAGGGCUAG
Purpureocillium lilacinum is the source of this 3642-nucleotide messenger RNA. RefSeq lists its product as uncharacterized. Gene Ontology annotation, cellular component: nucleus; RNA nuclear export complex; cytoplasm. Lineage: Eukaryota; Fungi; Ascomycota; Sordariomycetes; Hypocreales; Ophiocordycipitaceae. The record is from RefSeq and is a predicted model, not a curated record. Gene Ontology annotation, biological process: RNA export from nucleus; protein export from nucleus. Gene Ontology annotation, molecular function: small GTPase binding; nuclear export signal receptor activity; RNA binding.